This is a messenger RNA of Hypoxylon trugodes, 2017 nucleotides long. Its product is annotated as Sas10 C-terminal domain-containing protein. NCBI's taxonomy places the organism in Eukaryota, Fungi, Ascomycota, Sordariomycetes, Xylariales, Hypoxylaceae. Bases 96 to 1961 code for a protein of 621 amino acids. The record is from RefSeq and is a predicted model, not a curated record. Gene Ontology annotation, biological process: maturation of SSU-rRNA from tricistronic rRNA transcript (SSU-rRNA, 5.8S rRNA, LSU-rRNA). Gene Ontology annotation, cellular component: nucleolus; small-subunit processome. The transcript has a single exon.
AUUUUUAGAAAUCAUUAGCUAUCAUCUGAUCACGACCUUACACUUUAAAGCCUACACUUCUUGCCCAGGCUAUAAUCGUUACUGGAAUAUUUAACAUGGCUAAAAAAAGAAAGGCUUCCAACGCCCCUUCAGGGCCUAAGGGACCUCGAGAAUACGAUCCCUCCGACGCGAGGCUUGGCCCCAUUACGACCUUCGAAGAUGUAGCCGAUUCGGAGGAGGAAUAUUUUAUGAACCAAGAUGAAAUUCUUUUCGACAACGGUCCUAAAUCCAAGAAGCAGAAACGCAAAGAGGAGGAAGAGGAAUUCUUAGAAAAUUCAGACGAAGAGGCUCUUGGUUACGAUGACGAGGGUUCCGACGACGACGAUGAGAGCGACGAUGAAAACAAUAUCGCACGGAAACCGACGAAACCCUCUAAGAAGCGAUCUGGCGGUGGCUCCGAAUCUGGACAAGAUGAAGAAGAGGAAGGCGAUUCGGGUUGGUGGGGUUCUUCGAGGAAAGAAUAUUACAAUGCCGAUAACCCGGAGACGGAAGCCGAUGCUUUGGAAGAGGAGCAGGAAGCUCGGCGAUUACAAAAGAAAAAACUUGCGAAGAUGUCGGAGAGUGACUUCAUUUUUGAUGAAGCGGAAUGGUUUGCUCCCGAGGCAGAGGAUGCGGAUCAUAACGAAGUUGUCACCGAGGUUUUAAAAGAUGUUGAAAUCCCCGCCGAUUUAGGUCCUGAGGAGAGGCAUCAAAUUCUACGGACAAGAUAUCCGGAGUUCGACCAUUUAGCCGAUGAACUCCAACAAUUACAACCUCUACUCGUCACCGUGCAAAAGGAAGCAGAAGGGCAACCACCUAAAUCGUUGGCAGUAGUCAAGUACCGUAUCCUCGGUUGCUACGUUGCUGCUCUUGCUAUGUAUUUCGCUACACUGACGUCACCUGCGAGAGACGCGACCAACGGGGCCACAAAAGCGCUUGACCCGACAGAACUACGUGAUCACGAGGUUAUAGGGACGUUGGUUGAAUGCCGAGACGCAUGGAGGGAAGUGGAACAUGUUAAGAUAUCGGACAACGCACGAGCAGCUACUGGUAUUCCAUCUCCACCAGAGGAAGGAUUAUCAGUCAUUGAAGAGAAGAUGGAGCUAGACAACGAGCCUCCGAAGAAGCUGGGCAAGGAAGCCACAGCAAAGAAGGCAAAGGCUAAAGCUAAGGCGGAUCGCAGGGCGAAGGCUAUCGAGGAGUCGCUUGCUGAUCUCGAUGCGCUUAUCGCCAAUAAGAAGAAACCCAAGAAGUCAAACGCCGAGAUUACCGCAAGGGAUAGCGACUCAGACUUUGGCGAAGAAGAGACACUUGAUGCUAAAGCAGCAGCCGAAAAGGCAGCGCGCAAGAAGAGUCUCAGGUUCUAUACUUCCCAGAUUGUACAAAAAGCCAACCGCCGGGCAGGUGCUGGCAGAGAUGCGGGUGGUGAUAUGGAUAUUCCUUACAGGGAGCGCUUGAAGGAUAGACAAGCUCGUCUCAAUGCUGAGGCAGAGAAGCGCGGCAAGAUGAGCUCUAAGAUGGGCGCUGACCUUGGAGAUGCAAGCGACGAAGAGGAUCAACAACGACUUGCCAAUGCGGUUAGAGACGAUGAGAAUGAAUACUACGACAUGAUCGCCGCAAAGUCAAGCAAGAAGAAGGAAGAAAAGGCAGCUAGGUCAGCAGCCCUUGCAGCAGCUAGCGCAUCGGAUCGUGUUGUAGAAAAGGAGGAGAUCGGCAAAGAUGGAAAGCGCAAGAUCUCAUACCAAAUAGAGAAGAACAAGGGACUUGCGCCGAGACGAAAGAAGGACGUAAGAAACCCCAGAGUGAAGAAGAGAAAGGCAUACGCCGAGAAACAAAAGAAGCUCAAGAGUAUGAAACCGGUAUAUGGAGGUGGAGAAGGACGUGGAUAUGGAGGAGAGUUGACCGGUAUCAAGCCGGGGUUGAUCAAGAGUGUCAAGUUAUAGACUUAGAACAUAAUCGCAUUUUAUUCUACCAAGUCACGUACCGUAACUACCUAAUC